ACCGUUUCCUACCCAAAGAACCAGCGAUUUUCAACCUCUUUUGCCAGCUCCUGCCUCUCAUACACCAUGAGCAGCUCAUCUGAUGAUCAGGUCGCGUCUUUCCUUGCCAUCACCGGCACAAGCGAUCCUGAGGCCGCUCAAUUCUACCUCGACGCAAAUAAGGGCGACUUGAAUGAAGCGCUUGCCUCUUUCUUGGAGGGGAAUGAAGCGUCCGUACAACGAACUGCUCCAUCUUCGCGUCCUGCAGCAAGCUCUUCUAGCAAAACCACCGCGAAACGCGCGACUGGGAGUGUGAGCACGCUUGGAAGUAUUGCCAAGCAUGGUAGUGAUGAUGAUGAGAGUGAUGAUGAGAAGCCGGCGGAAUUCUACACGGGUGGUGAGAAGAGUGGAUUGGGUGUAUUGGAUCCCAAUAGCAAGAAGAAGGAUCGCAGUGCUCAGGGACUGAUUGAACAAAUCAUGCGCAAGGCUCAACAAGGCGGGGCACCACCGAAUGAAGACGACGAUGCAUCGGGUGCAAGUCGCUUCAAGGGCGCAGGAUAUACACUUGGCAGCGACGAAGCAGAUUCUACAAAAGUCGAAGACCCCAAUGAGGUCUUUCGACGAUCUAUGGCACAUGUCCCUCCACGCGUCAAGCGAACACUCAAACUCUGGCAGGAUGGAUUCUCUGUGGAUGAUGGGCCUCUAUUCCGUUUCGAUGAUCCUGCAAAUAAGGAAUACCUAGAAGCCAUCAAUCAGGGUCAUGCACCCUUGUCCCUAUUGAAUGUCGCCUUUGGGCAGCCAGUGGAUGUGGAAGUGCAAAAGUCUGAUGACAACUACAGUCCUCCCCCAAAGAUACACAAACCAUUCGAUGGACAAGGCCACCGACUCGGCAGUGAGAUUCCACCGGCCGCAGGGAAUGCAUCAGUAGCACUACAGCAGUCUGCGUCACAAUCAUCGAGUGCAAACGCACAGCCGAGUAUGGACGUCGACGCAUCUCUACCACAGACACAGCUCAAUAUACGACUCGCUGCGGGCGGCAGACUUGUGUCUGCUUUCAAUACAACGCACACGGUAGACGACGUGUACGGCCUGGUCGAUCGUGCUAGUGAUGCUGCAGGGCAUGCGUAUGUCCUGUUGACGCCAUUUCCGAGGCGCGAGUAUCAGCGUGGAUCGAAGGAUACGCUAGAAGCUGCUGGAUUGUUGAAGGGGACAUUGCAGCAAAAGUUCUUGUAGACGUUUCGGUUGCAUUCAUAGCUUCAAUCGAGGUCAUCCAAGUCGUCUUUUGGCAAAUCUUCCCCUGAUGCUGCUGUGUCCUCCAUCUCCUCAUCCUCAGUUGCGUCUGCUGACACAGUGCCAGCAGUCAUUUUGAUGGUCCCUUCCUCCAUAUCCUCUGUCUUGCCACCAGCUGCGCCCAAUGCCUCCUUUUCAUGCUUCAUGUCAAGAGCAAGGAACCACAAGACAACACUCUCCUUUCCUUGCGCUUCCGCCUCAUCCACGGCCAUUCUUCUCGCCUUGUUGAUGAUUUUCGCAUCUGCACCGGCACUCAGCAAGACCUUGACACAGUCC
Molecule: messenger RNA, 1545 nt
Organism: Protomyces lactucae-debilis
Lineage: Eukaryota; Fungi; Ascomycota; Taphrinomycetes; Taphrinales; Protomycetaceae
Exons: 3
Coding region: 67-1212 (381 amino acids)
Biological process (GO): nuclear membrane reassembly; Golgi organization; membrane fusion
Cellular component (GO): nucleus; cytosol
Molecular function (GO): ubiquitin binding
Source: RefSeq, a predicted model, not a curated record